AUGGAUAUCCCCUCGUUCUCUACUACUGCAACUCCUCGCCGCUGUACAAUUACAGUACCCAAGAUAUCGGCCGCGGCACCUGUUUUAAACACCGGAUACCCAAACUUGACUGUAGUUUUGGAUGCAAAAUCCUCGAUUGCACCGAGGAAAAUUGCCUCCUUUCGUUUUCUCUGUCGGAAUAAGCCUCUGAUUGUUCGUCUCUCCCGUUUCCUUGCCAGGGCUUCUUCUGUCGAGAGUGGUUCUGUAAACAAUCUGGACCCUGUAGAUGAUGAUGAUAAUGAUGGUGUUGUUGAGGAGUGCAUAGACGAAACGUAUGACUUAGUGUCUGAUUCUGAAAGUGGGGACGAUUGCAUCGAGAUAGAAAUUGAGAAAAUAGGCAAGAAUAGCCGGAGAAUUAGAUCCACGGUAGUCAUACAGGCCAGCCUCCAAGCAGUCUGGGAUUUACUGACUGAUUAUGAAAGAUUGUCCGAUUUCAUUCCAGGCCUCGCAGUCAGCAAGUUGCUUGAUAAGAGAGGAAAUUUUGUUCGUCUCUAUCAGAUUGGUGAGCAGAAUUUGGCAUUCGGGCUGAAAUUCAAUGCAAAAGGCACGAUUGAUUGUUUUGAGAAAGAUCUCGAGACUCUUCCCUCUGGUCAAAAGCGCGAUAUUGAGUUCAAGAUGGUUGAGGGCGACUUCCAACUCUUUGAAGGAGUAUGGUCUAUUGAACAGAAUGACUCAGGACUUGAAACGACCCUUGUGUAUAUUGUUAAUGUGAAACCAAAAGUGUGGUUGCCUGUGCGCCUGGUUGAAGGUAGACUCUCAAAGGAGAUAAGAUCAAACCUCUCGUGCAUACGUGUAGAAGCCGAGAAAGCAUUCCGGAAUACACAUUCUGGAUUGUAG
This is a messenger RNA of Striga hermonthica, 876 nucleotides long. NCBI's taxonomy places the organism in Eukaryota, Viridiplantae, Streptophyta, Magnoliopsida, Lamiales, Orobanchaceae. The record is from the annotation of a GenBank genome assembly.